Ceratotherium simum simum (southern white rhinoceros) is the source of this 2470-nucleotide messenger RNA. NCBI's taxonomy places the organism in Eukaryota, Metazoa, Chordata, Mammalia, Perissodactyla, Rhinocerotidae. The record is from RefSeq and is a predicted model, not a curated record.
AGGCGCGGCCGGAGGGGGCAGGGCGACCCGGAAGGGCUCGCUGCAGGGCCGCCUGUCUCCCCAGGACAGGAGAACCCGCUGUCCGGCUGGCAUCCUCCCCAGGCGACUGCGGCCAGCAUGGGCCGGAAGGUGACAGUGGCCACUUGCGCACUGAACCAGUGGGCCCUGGACUUCGAGGGCAAUUUGCAAAGGAUUUUAAAGAGUAUUGAAAUUGCCAAACACAAAGGAGCGAGAUACAGGCUUGGACCCGAACUGGAGAUAUGUGGCUACGGAUGUUGGGAUCAUUAUUACGAGUCGGACACCCUCUUGCAUUCGCUCCAAGUCCUGGCUGCCCUGUUGGAAUCUCCGGUCACUCAGGAUAUCAUCUGUGACGUGGGAAUGCCCGUGAUGCACCGGAACGUCCGCUACAAUUGCAGGGUGAUAUUUCUCAACAGGAGGAUCCUGCUCAUCAGACCCAAAAUGGCCUUGGCAAAUGAAGGCAACUACCGAGAGCUGCGCUGGUUCACCCCGUGGUCCAGGACUCGGCAAACAGAGGAAUAUUUUCUCCCCCGGAUGAUCCAGGACCUGACAAAGCAGGAAACCGUGCCUUUUGGGGAUGCAGUGCUGGCGACCUGGGACACCUGCAUCGGGAGCGAGAUCUGCGAGGAGCUCUGGACGCCCCACAGCCCACACGUGGACAUGGGCCUGGACGGCGUGGAGAUCUUCACCAAUGCCUCGGGCAGCCACCACGUGCUGCGCAAAGCCCACGCCAGGGUGGAUCUGGUGACCAUGGCCACCACCAAGAACGGUGGGAUUUACCUGCUGGCCAAUCAGAAGGGCUGUGACGGGGACCGGCUGUACUACGAUGGCUGUGCCAUGAUCGCCAUGAACGGCAGCGUGUUUGCUCAGGGGUCCCAGUUCUCUCUGGACGACGUGGAAGUCCUCACCGCCACCUUGGAUUUGGAGGAUGUCAGAAGCUACAGGGCGGAGAUUUCGUCUCGAAACCUGGCGGCCAGCAGGGUGAGCCCCUACCCCCGAGUGAAGGUGGACUUCGCCCUCUCGUGCCACGAGGACGUGCUAUUGCCGCUGUCCGAUCCCGUCGAGUGGAAAUACCACAGUCCUGCCGAGGAGAUCAGCCUUGGACCUGCCUGCUGGCUCUGGGAUUUUUUAAGACGUAGCCGACAGGCGGGGUUUUUCCUGCCCCUCAGUGGCGGGGUGGAUAGCGCAGCCACUGCCUGUCUUGUCUACUCCAUGUGCCGCCAGGUCUGCGAGGCUGUGAAGAACGGAAAUCAGGAAGUGCUGGCUGACGUCCGGGCCAUCGUGAACCAAACAAGCUACACCCCCCAGGACCCCCGAGAGCUCUGUGGACGCGUCCUAACCACCUGCUACAUGGCCAGCGAGAACUCCUCCCGGGAGACAUGCGACAGGGCCAAAGAGCUGGCCCAGCAGGUUGGGAGCCACCACAUCGGUCUCAACAUUGAUCCAGCCGUGAAGGCCGUCAUGGGCAUCUUCAGCCUGGUGACGGGGAAGCGCCCUCUGUUUGCCGUCCAGGGAGGAAGCAGCAGGGAAAACCUGGCACUGCAGAACGUACAGGCUCGAAUUAGGAUGGUCGUCGCCUAUCUUUUCGCUCAGCUGAGUCUCUGGUCCCGGGGCACUCAAGGUGGCCUGCUGGUGCUCGGAUCCGCCAACGUGGAUGAGAGUCUCCUUGGCUACCUGACCAAGUACGACUGUUCCAGCGCGGACAUCAACCCCAUAGGCGGGAUCAGCAAGUCGGACCUGAGAACCUUCGUCCAGUUCUGUGUCGAGCGCUUCCAGCUUUCCGCCCUGCAGAGCAUCCUGGCAGCGCCGGCCACUGCAGAGCUGGAGCCCUUGGCCAACGGACAAGUGUCCCAGACUGACGAGGUAAUGUUCUUUGUCAUUUUUUCCGAAUGCCACCUUCAUAUUGACCAAUCAGUGUUGGGGAAAGAGACCUCAGCUCUGCUCCUGGCCCUUUGCGGCCGUCUCCCCUCCCCUGGGUCUCCGGUUCCCGUCCCCAAAAGAAGUUGUAAGCUCUCUUCCAGCGCUGACUCGCUGUCCCUCCACGAAGUGUCUGUCUUUCCUGCACAGGAGGACAUGGGGAUGACGUACGCGGAGCUCUCGGUCUACGGGAGACUCAGGAAGAUGGCCAAGACCGGGCCCUACAGCAUGUUCUGCAGACUCCUCAACAUGUGGGGAGACACCUGGACCCCACGACAGGUGGCCGACAAAGUGAAGCGAUUCUUCUCCAAGUAUUCCUUGAACAGGCACAAGAUGACCACGCUCACCCCCGCGUAUCACGCAGAGAACUACAGCCCGGACGACAACAGGUUUGAUCUGCGGCCGUUUCUGUACAACACCGGCUGGCCUUGGCAGUUUCGGUGCAUAGACAAUCAGGUUCUCCAGCUGGAGAGGACGGAGCCGCAGGACCUGGACGGCGUGGACUGACAGCAGGUCCUGCGUGGCCUCCUCCCCU